Cyprinodon variegatus (sheepshead minnow) is the source of this 3739-nucleotide messenger RNA. RefSeq names its product RE1-silencing transcription factor (gene rest). Gene Ontology annotation, cellular component: nucleus. The coding region runs from base 159 to 2936 and encodes 925 amino acids. The record is from RefSeq and is a predicted model, not a curated record. NCBI's taxonomy places the organism in Eukaryota, Metazoa, Chordata, Actinopteri, Cyprinodontiformes, Cyprinodontidae. The transcript has 7 exons. Gene Ontology annotation, biological process: regulation of gene expression.
GACGUCAAAACACAACGUCACUGUAGAGGAAUGUGCGGAAACUUCUGCCUACUUUUCAAUCUGCCCUCUUCGUCGAAGGGAAAGCUUUUCAAAGCAGGAAAAUCUUCAGAAAAGUCUCUUGAAGUGCGGAGCUGCCUGUCGGUGGGGCCGAGAUCACCAUGGCGACUCAGACCUUAUUCUCAAGUGGGAUGUUCCCUGUAGGCGUCUCAUUGGCAGAGGACGGGCAAGGUUUCAGCGACCUGCCCCGAAACAUGCUGCCCGCUCCUCAACUGGUGAUGCUGGCCAAUGUGGCGGCGGUGACGGCGCCAGAGGUUGGAGACAGUAGCGUGGCUGAAGAAAAGGAGAUGAUGGAACUGAAGACAGUGGGGUCCAGCUACUCUGACAGUGAAGACGAAGACGAAGGUGUUAUCAGGUACAGCUAUGACAACCAGAACCAGCGAGAGGUGUGCAUCGUGGAGUACCCAGAGUCUCCAAACUCAGCUGUCCAGCCAGCUGUCGCUGGAGACGGCAAAGAGGAUGAGGAGAACCCCGCAGCUGAAAACCAGCCCCCCUCCAUUAAGCUUCGCUCCUCUACUGUCUCUAAUCGGCCAGGGAUGAAGGCUAAAGACGUCCCCUCCACCCUGGCUGACAGCGCGCAGAAGAAGAAGCCAUUUUGCUGCAAGCCGUGUCACUUUCAGGGGCAGAAUGAGCAGGAAUUUGUCAAGCACCUGAGUACGCAUAGUAUAAGUAAGAUGGUGGUGGUGAACCAGGUGGAGGGGCGGAGCAAGAGCAAAGCCAAAGAGGCGGAGUCUGGGGAGGUUUUGUCAGGCAGGGAGGCAAACCAAAGCGGAGAGGCAGAGCAUAAAGGGGACGAAGUUGCAGGAGACAUCAAAGGGUUGAUCAGGUGCGAGCGCUGCGGCUACAACACCAACCGCUAUGACCACUACAUCUCUCACCUGAAGCACCACAGCAAGGAGGGCGACGACCACAGGGUGUUUAAGUGCACGCUGUGUGCAUACACCACAGUCAGUCAGUACCACUGGAGGAAACACCUGAGGAAUCAUUUCCCCAGCAAGUUGCACACCUGCAGUCAGUGCUCCUACUUCUCCGACCGCAAGAGCAACUACAUACAGCACAUUCGUACCCACACAGGUGUACGUCCAUUCCAGUGUCUUUACUGUGACUACUCGAGCUCCCAGAAGACUCACCUAACCCGUCACAUGAGGACUCACUCAGGUGAGCGUCCUUUUAAGUGUGAGAGCUGCAGCUACCUUGCUGCCAAUCAGCACGAGGUGACCCGCCACGCCCGACAGGUCCACAAUGGUCCCAAGCCUCUGUCCUGCCCAUACUGCGAGUACAAAACGGCAGACCGCAGCAACUUUAAGAAGCAUGUGGAGCUGCACUUGAACCCGCGGCAGUUCCUCUGCCCGCUCUGCAAGUACGCCGCCUCCAAGAAGUGCAACCUGCAGUACCACAUCAAGUCCCGGCACUCCGGCUGCAACGUGGACCUGGACGUGUCUAAAGUCAAGCUUCGAGUGAAGAAACCUGGUCCUGAAGGUACAGAUGACAAGUUGGAGUCCAAAGCAGCCAAGAUGGAUGACUCCCCUGCAUUGGAGGAGGACAUGGAUGUGGAUGAAGAAGACGACUCUAGCCCCAUCAAUCUGUCCAUCAGGAGGAGCAGCAGACCCAGCCUCGAACCCCCACCACAGAGCGAGGCUCCUGACAAGGCUCCAAAGAAACGCAACACCUCGUCCGAGAAGGAGAAACCCUCAAAGGCAAAGGAGGAGAAAAAAGUCUCAAUAAGGCAGAGGAAGGUCAAGGAGAAUCCUGUGGAGAAUGUGGAUGGGAAAGAAGUCCAGAGCAGUGCUGAGAUUUCUGAAAACAAAGUGAAGAAACGGGCCAGAAGGGUUCUCACUGAGAAAACAGUUUCUCAGAACCAAAGAGGGAAAUCUCCAUCAUUGGAAAAACAACUGGAGGAACUUGCAUCACAGGAAGAACAGCCCACUGUAAAAAGUUCUGAGCAGCAGAUGUCUUCAGAAAGAAAGUCUGAGAAAGUCUUGAAGACGACGUCACUCAAAAAGACAAAAAGCCUUGGUAAAAGCAGGAAAUCUGCAGCUAAGUGUACCCCAAAACAGACUUACACCAACAAACCCAACUGCCCUGAGAAAAGUCAGAGAGGAAAGAGGAUAAAAGAAAAACCCCUCAAAAGGAAAGCAGGACAGGUUUUGGAUCUUUCACAGAAGUCUUCCAAGAAGAAGUGUCUAAAGGCUCCAGCUGAUGAGAAGCUGCUGUCCAAGACAUCUUCAGAUAUUACCGAUGUGAUGCCCAGUCUGACUAAGAAGACUAGCAGAGAGACUCCAGCCAAGAAGAAAAAGACCAGAACCUCCACCAGGAGGACCUCAGGUCUGCAACCAGCAGUGGGUCCAAAACCGGAUGAUUUAAACUCUAAAACAAGUCUGUCAUCAGAGAAUUUGGAAGAUUCUGUUCAUUCAAGUGAAACUGCUGCUGGUCAAGUUGGUUCCUCCAAAGAUGGACCAUCCACACCAGAAUCUGAUGAUUCUCCAAGCACACAGCCAGAGAGGAUCAAGGAGGAGUCCCAUCCAACAUUCAUCAAACCUUCAUUGCCACCACGUCUGGUUCUUCCCAGCCAGCGCAGCAAGCCAGCAGAGGCAGAGGAUGACGAGGGGAUCCACAGCAGCCACGAAGGUGGAAGUGACAUCAGCGACAGUGCCUCUGAGGGCAGCGAUGACUCUGGCCUUAAUGGUACUGGCGCCACUUCAGGGAAGAUGCCUAACGAUCCAGAAACACCAACUGAAGAGAUCCCCACCCCCACUGAACUCAAGAGUCACACCUGCAUCUUCUGUGAUCGCACAUUCCCACUGGAGACCCAGUACCGGCGUCACCUUAACCGCCACCUGGUCAACGUGUACUACCUGGACCCUGGGGCAGCAAGAUGAGCCUGUCUCCAUGGCAACAGACUGUUUACAGAGGUCCGGGACAAUGGACAAGAGCUGGUUUGUGAUCUAGGACUACUUUUGGUGGUUCAGAUGGGCUUGUGCUGAACUCAGCGGAACCCGAUUCUUUACAGGUCCAAAAAACUAAAUAAGCCAGCUUCAUGUUUAUAUUUGUGCUUAUAUAUAUGGUUAUAUUACAGAGCCCAGGUUUCGAACCGCUGACCAACAGUUCUGAUACUAUGAACUCCCGACUAUUGGUUACAUUGAUCCAAACUCCUCAGCAUCGGUACCAGUAGUAUGAAAUUCUCAGCCUUUGUGUCUAUGGCAUGAAUUCCUGAUCUCCAGCACCAACUGUCCAAACUACUGUUGUUGGUUUUAAUAACUGUUGAUUUAAACGGUCCUGAUUUUUGUUUUCAUUGUGUCGCCCCUCAGUGCCUUUGACAAUCAGCUGCUUCUGUUGGGUUUGAUUUAACUUUGUCCCUGGUGGUCCAGUUUGCAGGCUGGGCCUAUGUUUCCCUGGCGACUGCAGUGAUGAAAGAGCAAUCUGAUGAUGAUGAUGCUCCCAGCUGUGUAAAUAUUUCAGUGCAAUAGUCCAUUUAGUCCAGAAGCCAAAGUGAACCAUGGUUUUAUCAUUAAGUGAAAUAAACUCUAUCGGUUGUGUCAGAGUUCUGCUGAUGGAGGAUUCGAUGGUCUAAGAUUGGUUCUCUGCCUGAUAUGUGGAUCCAACCGUGCAGAACCCGUCCUCUGACAUGUUUUUUUUUAGUUGUGAUUUGUCCUCUGAUUAAAAUAAACUCCCAAUACAGACC